Rhodotorula graminis WP1 is the source of this 1470-nucleotide messenger RNA. RefSeq lists its product as uncharacterized. The transcript is spliced from 7 exons. Gene Ontology annotation, cellular component: mitochondrion; cytosol. Lineage: Eukaryota; Fungi; Basidiomycota; Microbotryomycetes; Sporidiobolales; Sporidiobolaceae. The coding region runs from base 1 to 1470 and encodes 489 amino acids. The record is from RefSeq and is a predicted model, not a curated record. Gene Ontology annotation, molecular function: NADP binding; glutathione-disulfide reductase (NADPH) activity; flavin adenine dinucleotide binding. Gene Ontology annotation, biological process: cell redox homeostasis; cellular response to oxidative stress; glutathione metabolic process.
AUGGCCCCCGUUCCGUUCAAGUCGAGCGCUGCUCAGAAGGGCGAGAACCACUUCGACCUCAUCGUCAUCGGCGGCGGCUCGGGUGGACUCGGUGCCGCUCGUCGCGCAGCCCAGUACGGUGCCCGCGCUGCCAUCGUCGAGGAGACGUGGCGCCUCGGCGGCACCUGCGUCAACGUCGGCUGUGUCCCCAAGAAGGUCUCGUGGCACGCGGCCGACAUCGCCGAGAAGCUGCGCCAGGCCGAGGCGUACGGCUUCAAGGUCCCCGAGGGCUCGGACAAGAUCGACUGGCCCAUGUUCAAGCAGAAGCGCGACAAGUACAUCGAGCGCCUCAACGGCAUCUACGAGCGCAACGUCGAGAAGGACAAGGUCGAGUACAUCACGGGCCACGCCAAGUUCGCCGGCAAGGGCAAGAUCACGGUCGUCCCGACGUACCCGGAGAGCAAGGCGCACGGCGGCGCCGACGUCGAGCGCACCUACACGGCCGACCGCUUCGUCAUCGCCGUCGGCGGCGCGCCGACCCUGCCCAAGGACAUCCCGGGCUACGAGUACGGCUUCCACUCGGACGGCUUCUUCUACCUCGAGGAGCUGCCCAAGCGCGCCGUCAUCGUCGGCGCCGGCUACAUCGCCGUCGAGCUCGCCGGCGUCCUGCACACGCUCGGCGUCGAGACGCACCUCGUCAUCCGCCACGAGAAGAUCCUCAAGGCGUUCGACCCGAUGCUCCAGGACGUGCUCCAGGACCAUAUCGUCAAGACGGGCAUCCACGUCCACACCAACUCGAACGUCGAGAAGGUGACGACCGACGUCGAGAACCCGGACCUCCACAAGCCGUUCCCCAAGACGGUCUACACCAAAGAGGGCGAGAAGAUCGAGACCGACGUCCUCCUGUGGGCCAUCGGUCGCCACUCGCUCACCGACAACAUCGGCGCCGAGACGAUCGGCCUCGAGCUCGAGAAGAACGGCGACAUCCACGUCGACGAGUACCAGGCCACCAAGGUCGAGAACGUGUUCGCCAUCGGCGACGUCGCCGGCAAGGCCCUCCUUACGCCCGUCGCCAUCGCUGCCGGCCGCCGCCUCGCCAACCGCAUCUACGGCGGCGUCGAGGGCGACAAGCUGUCGUACGAGAACAUCCCGACGGUGGUCUUUUCUCACCCGACCAUCGGGACCGUCGGCCUCACGGAGCCCGAAGCGCGCGAGAAGUACGGCGACGACCAGAUCAAGAUCUACAAGUCGACGUUCACGGCCCUGUACUACUCGAUGAUGGACCCGGACCACAAGGAGCCGACCGCGAUGAAGAUGAUCUGUGCCGGCCCGGAGGAGAAGGUCGUCGGCCUGCACCUCAUCGGCCUCGGCAGCGACGAGAUGCUUCAGGGCUUCGCCGUCGCGAUCAAGAUGGGCGCCACCAAGCAGCAGUUCGACGACACGGUCGCCAUCCACCCGACGUCGGCCGAGGAGGUCGUCACCAUGCGGUAG